This is a messenger RNA of Aspergillus mulundensis, 909 nucleotides long. Its product is annotated as DUF3429 domain-containing protein. The coding region runs from base 1 to 909 and encodes 302 amino acids. The transcript has 4 exons. The record is from RefSeq and is a predicted model, not a curated record. Lineage: Eukaryota; Fungi; Ascomycota; Eurotiomycetes; Eurotiales; Aspergillaceae.
AUGCUUUACCGACAAACCGCUGCGCGCUCUGUCCUCAGGGCUAUCUCGAGCUCCAAUGCCUCCGUGGCCCGCUCGUCGCUGGUGAACAAUGUGUUCAAGGCUCAGUUGGCUACUGCCGCUCGCGCUCCCGCCCGCCCGACUGUGUCACCAAGCCUCGCUCUGGCUGCUCGCAAGCCUGUCACUACCGCUCUCGUCCGCUACGCCUCCACGUCCAAGAGCGACGAGGAUGUUGAUGUCAUGGCUGGUAUCAAGGGUGACGCGAAAGUUAUCAAGGAGACCUUCAGCCUUGAGGGCGUCCCCAAGGACGCUCUUUACCUCGGCAUGGCUGGUGUGAUCCCAUACCUCGCUACUUCAUUGGAAACCGUUUACCUCGCCUACGAGGUCAACCGCGCUCAUGCUACCGGUGACGGUCUGAUCUUCUCCGGCCAGAGCGCCGAGAUGAUGCUGCACAUGCUCGAGCACGUCCAGGUCGGAUACGGUGCUGUGAUCCUCUCCUUCCUCGGAGCUGUCCACUGGGGUCUUGAGUGGGCUGGAUACGGCGGUCGCUCCGGCUACAGGCGCUACGCUGCCGGUGUCAUUGCCCCCGCCGUUGCCUGGCCUACUCUGCUGCUCCCCGUUGAGCACGCUCUGAUCACCCAGUUCCUCGCCUUCACUUUCCUCUACUACAAUGAUGCCCGUCUCUCUGUGAAGGGUCUCGCCCCCAAGUGGUACAGCAUGUACCGCUUCGUCCUUACCUUCAUUGUCGGUGCCAGCAUUGUCGCCACCCUUGUCGGUCGUGAGCAGAUCUCUGGCAUUGUCGCCAAGGAGCACAACAUCUCCGACAAGAUCAACGCCCUUCUCUACCUCCAGAAGAAGGAGGAGGAGGAGGCCGCUGCUCGCAAGGCUGAGCAGGAGGAGGAUUCCGAGUAA